This is a messenger RNA of Lynx canadensis (Canada lynx), 1292 nucleotides long. RefSeq names its product tRNA phosphotransferase 1 (gene TRPT1). Gene Ontology annotation, biological process: tRNA splicing, via endonucleolytic cleavage and ligation. Gene Ontology annotation, molecular function: tRNA 2'-phosphotransferase activity. NCBI's taxonomy places the organism in Eukaryota, Metazoa, Chordata, Mammalia, Carnivora, Felidae. The transcript is spliced from 8 exons. The record is from RefSeq and is a predicted model, not a curated record. The coding region runs from base 58 to 819 and encodes 253 amino acids.
GGCCCGGGGCCCUCGGGGUCGGCUGCUCGGCCACCACCGGAGUUGCAGGUCUUAGCCAUGAACUCCCCUGGAGGAAGGAGGCAGGAAGCUGCAGGACCCAGGGGGAGAAGGGCUCACAGACCCCGGGAACAGGACCGAGAUGUGCAACUGUCCAAGGCUUUAUCCUACGCUCUGCGUCACGGGGCCCUGAAGCUGGGGCUUCCCAUGAGGGCUGAUGGCUUCGUGCCCCUGGAUGCCCUCCUCCAGCUGCCCCAGUUCUGCGGCUUCUCAGCUGAGGAUGUUCGGCGCGUGGUGGACACCAACCAGAAACAGCGGUUCGCCCUGCAGCCAGGGGACCCCAGCACUGGCCCUCUCAUCCGGGCCAAUCAGGGUCACUCCCUGCAGGUACCUGAGUUGGAGCUGAUGCCCCUGGAGACCCCCCAGGCCCUGCCCCUGACGCUCGUCCAUGGCACAUUCUGGCGGCACUGGCCUUCCAUCCUGCUCAAGGGCCUGUCCUGCCGGGGAAGGACACAUAUCCACCUGGCCCCAGGACUGCCUGGGGACCCCGGUGUCAUCAGUGGCAUUCGGCCAAAUUGCGAAGUGGCCGUGUUCAUCGAUGGGCCCCUGGCCCUGGCAGACGGGGUCCCCUUCUUCCGCUCUGCCAACGGAGUGAUCCUGACUCCGGGGAACGCCGAUGGCUUCCUGCUUCCCAAGUACUUCAAGGAGGCCCUGCAGCUACGCCCUACCCGAAAGUCCCUGUCCUUGGCUGGUGAUGAAGAGACCGAGCGUCAGAGUGGCCCCAAGCACAGCGCCAGAGGAAAAAGGAUGACCCAACAAUAAAAUAUUUAUUUAAAAAAACAACAACAAAAAAAGGAAUGUAGAAAGAUGACAAAACAGAAAUUCCAGUUGGAAACCAUGAAUUAUCCUGUAGCUACAGCCGGGCUUCUUGAUGUGCUCAGGACUACAGCUAGGUCGGGGGUGUUGGUCUCGGCCACUCGGACAAGGAGAGGGUGGGCGUCGUACGAGCUCAUAGCCCACCCUCUCUAGCCCCCGGGGGAUGGCAGAGUCUGGUCCAGUUAGGUCCCCGGUCUGCACGAAGCCAGUUGACAGCAGGGGAGCGUGCCCAGCUCAGUGCCUGUCUGGAGAGGGUGUGGGCUUAGGAGUGGCCAGAGCAGGUAGUGAGCAAAGUGGGGACAAUAAGACAGGCCUCAGAAGGCCUCGUGGCCUCCUGUGAGCUGCAGGAAGAGGUCCUCGUCCAGUUCUUCCCCGCGGGCCCGCUCCCUUGUCGACAGGAAAAUGUAGCCCCCGAUGUA